This is a messenger RNA of Megalops cyprinoides (Indo-Pacific tarpon), 2775 nucleotides long. It is a transcript of the gene cpeb4b, whose product is annotated as cytoplasmic polyadenylation element binding protein 4b. Gene Ontology annotation, cellular component: nucleus; neuron projection; cytoplasm. The transcript has 11 exons. Gene Ontology annotation, molecular function: mRNA regulatory element binding translation repressor activity; mRNA 3'-UTR binding; ribosome binding. NCBI's taxonomy places the organism in Eukaryota, Metazoa, Chordata, Actinopteri, Elopiformes, Megalopidae. Gene Ontology annotation, biological process: negative regulation of cytoplasmic translation. The record is from RefSeq and is a predicted model, not a curated record. Bases 518 to 2710 code for a protein of 730 amino acids.
UGAGGGCUAGAAGGACAAGCGGCGAAGAAUUACAGUUACAGGGAAGAUACAUAGAUAUAUAUAGAAAUACGAAAUAAACCAGAGACCGUACAAAACAAUGAAACCGACAGCUAAAUAUACUUCAGUGAAAGCCGAUUGAAACCAUAGAUCUAGCUUGCUAGCUCUAUUUAAUGCAAGGAAUUACCGAUGACGUAAAAUUUGUUUGAUAAAUAAGGUUAGCGGCUAGCUAGCUAGCUGGUGAGAAGGUUGUGUCAUUGAGCAGGCAGGACACGUCAAGACGGAAAAUAUUGCUAGCAAGCUGCUGGGUUUUAUUUUUAUUUUCUAUGAAACCAGAAUUAUAAGGAGGCAUCAGGUCUCCAGAAUUAAGUCAUAUCAGGCACAGUGUAGCUGAUUUCUGUGCUAAAAAACGGGAACGGAUCUCGUCGGGGACGUCGCUUGGAGACCAAGGGUACAAAAAGGAAAUAAAGAGAGCGGAAUAGAAUAUUGUGUUGGGAAAUAUUGCUACUGGAGAAUAUAAAUGGGGGAUUACGGGUUUGGAGUCUUGGUACAGAACAACACUGGUAACAAAUCCGCUUUCCCAGUAAGAAUUCACCCACAUCUGCAACCUCCGCACCAUCAUCAGAAUGCGUCCCAGAGCCCUGCUGCUUUUAUAAAUAACAACACAGCUGGCAAUGGCAGUAACGGUGGAUCGGCUUGGCUUUUUCCUGCAGCAGCUGCCCACAGCAACAUGCAAGAUGAAAUUCUCGGGUCAGAAAAGCCUAAAAGCCAGCAGCAGCAGCAGCAGGAAAUACAAGAAACGCAAGAAAAGCAGCAGCAGCUCUCUCCAGGCCACCAGGAGACAGGCAUCAUAUCCGAGCUGGAGAAGGCAAGGUCUGAAGAGGGUAAAGGGGAGAACGGCACGGCGGAGGACAGUGCCGGGAAGGAGAAACUGCGCAUCGAGUCCCCGGUGCUGACCGGGUUCGAUUACCAGGAGACGUCGGGCCUGGGGACCACGGCCCAGUCCAGCACGUCCUCUUCCCUGACUGGCUUCAACAACUGGUCGGCCGCCAUCCCCCCCGCCCCCUCCACCAUCAUAAAUGAGGACGUCAGCUUCUUCAACCCGGCGGCAUCGGCCAACAGCGGGCCCCUGCUGUUCCAGAAUUUCUCGCACCACGUCAGCCCGGGCUUCGGUGGCAACUUCUCCCCCCAGAUCGGGCCCCUCUCCCAGCACCACCCGCCGCACCCCCACUUCCAGCACCCCCACAGCCAGCACCAACAGCACCGCCGCUCCCCCGCCAGCCCCCACCCCCCGCCCUUCCCGCACAGGAACGCCGCUUUCGGCCAGCUGCCCCACCUGUCGAACAACCUGAGCAAGCCCCCGUCGCCGUGGGGCAGCUACCAAAGCCCCUCGCCCACCCCGUCGUCCACCUCGUGGAGCCCCGGCGGCGGCUACGGCGGCUGGGGCGGCUCUCAGGGCCGGGAUUACCGCCGCGGCGUGAACGGGGGCGUGACGCCCCUCAACUCCAUCUCGCCGCUGAAGAAGACCUUCCCCAACAACCACGUGUCGUCGCAGAAGUACUCCCGCGCUAGCCCCGGCUUCAACCCCAAGUCCUGGAUGGAGGACAGCAUGAGUAGGAACGACAACAUCUUCCCCUUUCAGGAGCGCACCCGGUCGUUUGAUGGCUUCAACAUGCAGUCUCUGGAGAACUCCCUGAUCGACAUCAUGAGGGCAGAGCAGGAUUCCCUGAAAGGGCGUUUGGGAUUCACGCACCCCGGGGGAGACAGCCCUUUGCCCAUAAAUGCAAGGAAUUAUGGGAGACGACGAGGUCAUUCGUCCCUGUUCCCCAUGGAGGACGGCUUCGCGGACGACGAGCGGGCCGAACAGGGCCUGCCCGGGCUGAGCUCUCCCCACUGCUUCCCCCACCAGAACGGGGAGCGGGUCGAACGCUACUCCCGCAAGGUCUUUGUCGGUGGCCUCCCUCCCGACAUAGAUGAAGAUGAGAUAACCGCCAGCUUUCGGCGUUUUGGCCACCUGUUCGUGGACUGGCCCCACAAAGCGGAAAGCAAGUCUUACUUUCCUCCUAAAGGUUACGCCUUCCUUCUGUUCCAAGACGAGAGCUCCGUCCAGGCGCUGAUCGACGCCUGCAUCGAGGAGGACGGCAAGCUCUACCUUUGUGUGUCCAGCCCCACCAUCAAAGACAAACCGGUCCAGAUCCGCCCCUGGAACCUGAACGACAGCGACUUCGUGAUGGACGGCUCCCAGCCACUGGACCCCAGGAAGACCAUAUUCGUGGGAGGGGUCCCGCGCCCCCUGCGUGCAGUGGAGCUGGCGAUGAUCAUGGACAGGCUGUAUGGAGGGGUGUGCUAUGCAGGCAUUGACACAGACCCAGAGCUGAAGUACCCCAAGGGAGCAGGGCGGGUUGCCUUCUCUAAUCAGCAGAGCUACAUUGCUGCUAUCAGCGCUCGCUUUGUGCAACUGCAGCAUGGAGAAAUCGAUAAACGGGUGGAAGUGAAGCCAUAUGUCCUGGACGACCAGCUGUGUGACGAGUGCCAGGGGACCCGGUGUGGGGGCAAGUUCGCCCCCUUCUUCUGCGCCAACGUCACCUGCCUCCAGUAUUACUGUGAAUACUGUUGGGCCGCCAUCCACUCGCGCGCCGGCCGGGAGUUCCACAAGCCGCUGGUAAAGGAGGGCGGGGACCGGCCACGCCACAUCUCCUUCCGCUGGAACUGAGCAUGUGCGAGAGAGAGCGAGCGAGAGAGAGAGAGGGAGAGAGAGAGGCGGGGCCAGGGGCCGGG